UUUCAUCGCCUUUACCCCCUCUAUUCGCCUAACGCCGAUUGAACCGGAAGCAGCUCCGCGAGAGACUCUGCGGCGGGAGCACCUGCUGAAGGCUUUGCCAGAGACAUUAUCGGAGGUCGUCCACGCUAAUCAAUUCGUGAUUGUUUGUCGAUUUAGUUGAGGCGUAUGUUAGUGUUGUUCUUAGUAUGUAAGAUGUUAGUGAGCUUAUUGGUGUAUUGUUAUGUUGUGAAAUAAAAGUGUGAAGUAGGCCACCUAGUGGUACAAGGCGAAUCUGAGUUUAAUUAGAUUUUAGAAAUCAUAAAUCGGGUUAAGAUUAGAAACUAAGGUCAUGCAGGUGACGUCGUACACCUGGUGUUCUCGAGGGUUAAAAACAUGCGCACGGUGGUCAUUGACCCUUGGCGAGAGCCAGCGGGGGCCUCAACCCCCUCCAUUGCGAGAGCUUUGGAGUUACGAGUGUGGGUUUGGGCGAGAGCCUGGAUUCCAUUACUCCCGGAUCAAGGAUUUGAUGAGGAGCAGCCUGGAGGACAGUGCAGCGUGACGCAGGUGGAUGACCGAAGCUGUUUAUUUAAAUUAAAUAUAGUUUGUUGAAUUUGUUUACUUAAAUUACUAGAAUGUUGAAUGUUGUUUUUGAAGGCUUCCGCAACGUUUUAGAUAUUUAUUCCGAUUAAACGAUAAAUUGUUUC
Molecule: messenger RNA, 683 nt
Organism: Cuscuta campestris
Lineage: Eukaryota; Viridiplantae; Streptophyta; Magnoliopsida; Solanales; Convolvulaceae
Source: the annotation of a GenBank genome assembly